Messenger RNA from Ostrinia furnacalis (Asian corn borer), 1889 nucleotides. Its product is annotated as pentraxin-related protein b6. Lineage: Eukaryota; Metazoa; Arthropoda; Insecta; Lepidoptera; Crambidae. The transcript has 9 exons. The coding region runs from base 44 to 1714 and encodes 556 amino acids. The record is from RefSeq and is a predicted model, not a curated record.
UGUGUCUGUGCGCGCGCCGUCUGAAGACGCUUCUUACAUAAAUAUGCGGAUACUAUUGUUGUGUGCCCUGCUAGGGUUCGCCGUGGGGGAAGACGACUGGCAACCCAUCCACCCCGAGUCCAGUGUAUCAUUCACGUCCUAUGUAAAACCAGCUGAGCGCUCUUUAGAACCAAGUGGCAGUCUCAAGAUAUUGAACCGACGACCCAGUCCGUAUGGCGGCAACAAGUUGUCUCUGAUCAACAUGGCUCCGCCGUCCCAGGGCUCGGACUCCUGCAGUGUGUACAAGGUGUCCAUGAACCAGGAGUUGCAUUACCAGUACAUGGAGUACGAGAAGAGCCUGCCCGACCUCAAGGAGUUUACUCUGUGCAUGUGGACUAAGUUCCAUAAUCACUCCACAGAUCAUCCGCUGUUCUCGUAUGCAGUGAGUGACAACCCUAAAGAGAUUUUGGCUUGGAUUUCGAACACGAACGAAGCGAGUUACUUCAGCAUGGCUGUACACGGACAAACGUUCUUCAGGCUUAACUACCCGUUGAAAUUAAACAAAUGGUACCACUCCUGCCAAUCGUGGAACGGCAAGACCGGCGAAUGGCAGAUUUGGGUGAACGCAGAGAGAGUCGGCAGAGGUUUCCAUAAUAGGCUUGUAGGACAUGUAAUCAAAGGCGGAGGAGUAGCCGUGACCGGACAGGACCAGUCACAGCUGUUCAACAGAGAUCCACCACUGGAGCCAAAACCUAGACAACCUGGUUUGAUCGGUGAAGUAACCAUGCUGCAAAUAUACCAUGUGGCCCUAACCGCUGGAAAAGCACACAAAGACCACAAACAUCACCAUGCUCACCACUUCAAGCACGACGGCACUCCCAUUGAGGCUGCCACCGAACCUGUGACCGAGCCGCCGCCGCCGAUGGCAACUCCUCUGGGUAAUGGAAACUUCCUCGUGGGUGGCCAGCUGCAAAGACCUCAGAACCUCAACCUUGUUGGACCUCAGCAAAUGAUCCCUAUACAACUACCCAACGGUCUUCAAAUUCAACAAGAGUACGUGAACGGUCAAUUAGGAAACAGAAUAGUGUCCGAGCAACUGGUCAACAGUGUGCAACAGAUUCCUGCAGAUCAAUACAACUCUCUGAACCUUCCACAACAAAUACCGGUGCCCGUACAGCAAAUGAGACAGCCGCAGACCUUCCCUUCCCGGCCCAUAGGACCAUCCAAAGGCACUAGUGUCGUGCUAUCAGGAUCUCUGCUGAACCCUGCUAACGUCCAAUACAUUGAUGACACUGUGUCACAUAACUUGUUCAAACGAGACUCCAAGAAAAGAGACAAAAGAGAUAACCCCGAAAAGGAGCUUGCCGAUGGAACAAAAGCAGGGAAAAAAGACAAACGUGGUUUAGUAGCUCUAUCAGAUGGUUCAAUAGUCGAUGAAGCACUUCUAAGCCCGGGUCUGGUGGAAGAUCAAGAGGAAGAUAUUAUGUUCCAAGAAUCUCUGCUGCAUGGUCUUGCCGGAGUCGUAGGAAACCUGCCGGUGCAGAAUUUGCAGAAACAAACUGUGGACGAGAGAGAACCAGCUGAAGCCGAAGUAAAGGCAGUUAUGCAAGUGUGCAGUGGCUGCGCCCCCGAGCCUUUCAAGAAAGCAUUGGUGCUCUCCUGGAGGACUGCACCAAAAAAGUUGUACAGCGGUGCUCACUACUACAAGGGCCUACCCAUUUGUAGGGCAUUUUAGUUUAGUCUGUGCACGGGUAGUUUUAAAAUAGAAAAUUAUCAUGAUACAUUAUCGGGAUUAUUCCAUGGACGAUCACAAUAACUGACGAUACUGGUGAAAUUGUAAUUUAGUAUUUUUUAGAAUUUUUCCAAAAGAAAAUUUGUUAAGUACAGACAUACAAACAUAAAUAGAUACU